This is a messenger RNA of Diprion similis, 1707 nucleotides long. RefSeq names its product UDP-glucosyltransferase 2-like. Lineage: Eukaryota; Metazoa; Arthropoda; Insecta; Hymenoptera; Diprionidae. The transcript has 3 exons. Bases 60 to 1610 code for a protein of 516 amino acids. The record is from RefSeq and is a predicted model, not a curated record. Gene Ontology annotation, molecular function: UDP-glycosyltransferase activity.
GUUACUUACGCCUCGAAGAUUUUGGGAAAUUGCAGGAAAUAAACAUCACCUGAUAAAUCAUGAAACUCCGGAUAGUACUUGCAAUUUUGGUGUUCAACUGCGUCACGGAGGGUGCGAAGAUCUUGGCGAUAUUUCCGUACCAGGGAAAAAGCCACUACAUAAUGUUCGAACCACUAGUAAUUGGUUUGGCACGUGCGGGUCACUCGGUUGACGUUGUAAGUCACUUUCCUCCUAAAGAGCCAAUCAGAGGACUGAACCACAUUAGUUUGAAGGGCUCACUCCACACCUAUGUGAACAACAUGACAACGACAUCCAUCAAGUCACUGAUCGGAACAAAGGCAAUUGACUUCAUUUCGUACGAGGCACCAAACGACCUCUGCAACCUAAUGCGGCUUCGGCAGCUGCAGGAAAUCAUCAAUACCGACAAAAAAUACGACCUGAUGCUCACUCAGGUGUUGGGGAGCAACUGCUACUUGGCAUUGGCACACAAGCUGAAGCUUCCGGUGGUAAACGUCGAGACCAGUGCCAUGUUUCCCUGGACUCAGGAUCCAUUUUUCGAGAGCACGCAUCCCAGCUUCAUACCCUGCCUGCUGACCACCUUCACCAACGAAAUGCGAUUCAUGGAACGCGUGGAAAAUCUGAUCACGAUCCUUUACUCCAAAUUCUUGUUCUAUUACUAUGACAAAGUGGUUUCUGAACCAAUAGCUAGAAGGUACAUUGAUGACUUUCCAUCCUUGUCUGAUAUCUAUUUCAAUACGAGUAUGGUGCUAGUCAAUAGCCACUGGAGCAUUCAUGGCGUCCGACCCACGAAUCCUGCCAUCGUUGAAGUCGCUGGUCUUCACAUCGACGAAACCCAAGUUCUAACUAAGGAACUGGAGGUGUUUCUCGACUCCGCAAAGGAUGGUGUGGUGUAUUUUAGUACAGGGUCAAUGCUGAAGUCCGAGAGUUUUUCGAAGGAGAAGAUACUGGCGAUUUACGACAGUUUUGCUGAACUUACGGAUUACAAGGUUCUCUGGAAGGGAAACCCGGACAAAAUGCCGGAGGGAUUACCAUCAAACAUCAAAAUGGUCCCUUGGGUUCCUCAGUUUGCUGUACUUCGUCAUCCGAAAGUAAAAGCGUUCGUCACUCACGGAGGAUUGAUGGGAACCCUAGAAGCGAUUCAUGCAGGAGUCCCAAUGAUUGGGAUCCCGUUUUUCGCGGACCAGACGUUGAAUAUAAGGGGAUAUGCGUAUCGCGGUUUCGCAGUUCACCUGGACUACGAGAGUUUGAGCAAGGAAAGCUUCUCCAAAGCGUUAGGCGAAGUUUUGACGAACCCCAAGUACCAAUCAAACGUCGCACGUGUUUCACGGCUAUUCAAGGACCGUCCGGUUUCCCCAUUGAAGAAAGCCAUUUUCUGGAUAGAAUACGUAAUCCGAAACGGUGGCGAGCCUCUCAAGUCUUCAGGUCGUCAUCUCUACUGGUUCCAGUACUACUUGAUAGACGUCGUUCUGUUAUUAUUUACCAUAACGUUGCUUGUUUUCGUUGUUUUAUACACGGUCUCCAAAAAAUUAACCAAGUUUAUUUGGGAAAAGGGAAAUCGCAAUGUGUCAGUCAAACAAAAAAAAUUGUAGUGCAACGAGUCAGUCGGAAAGAUAUAAGCAAAAAUCGACUUGACUGAAAUUUGAUCGGUCCUCCAACUUUCACUUGAAAUAUUAAAUUAUCAGGCCA